Neurospora tetraspora is the source of this 742-nucleotide messenger RNA. RefSeq lists its product as uncharacterized. Lineage: Eukaryota; Fungi; Ascomycota; Sordariomycetes; Sordariales; Sordariaceae. Bases 21 to 452 code for a protein of 143 amino acids. The record is from RefSeq and is a predicted model, not a curated record. The transcript is spliced from 2 exons.
AAAAAAAAAAAAAAAAAAAAAUGACAACCCCAGCCGACCUCGUCCCACCCCCCGAAGGAACCCUCACAACCCCUCAAAUCGACGGCAUCCGCAUCAUGCGCAAAACCCUCCUCGGCUCGCCCUCGUACGACGAAGUCUGGCAGACGCUCAGCAUGACCUCGGACGCCAUCAACCUCGACGUGCCCUCUUUGUUGCUUUGGCAGGAGGAAGGGCAGAAACGAAGAAAUGCGUUGUUUUAUUUGAUUGAUGAGGGGGAGGAAGCCGUGGCCAUGGAAAUCUGUCAGAUCUUGCUAGAUGCCAAAGACGAGGAGACGCUUCAGGAGCUGGUGGAUGCGACGUGUUUUAUUCAUGGCGAGGCGACGACAUUCAGGGAGUUGGCGGAGAGGAAAGGGUAUGAAAGGAUUUUGAGGAUGUUGGAAAGGGUUGGCUGUCUUCUCUCUACCUCUACGUAGCAUCCGUGCCAGGCCAGAGGGUGGUUUUUGAGGUUUUUAGGUUGGUGGAAGGGAAGGGAAUCUAUUUGGUGUGUGUGGAGUGGUUUGAGAAUGAAUGGUCUUGACUCACUCACCUGUCAAUGUUCUGUACGGCUGGGGUAGAGGGAGGUGAUAGAAUGCUAAGCUUGCUGGAUGAUUUUUUUUGUCUGUUAUGUCCCUAGUUCCAAUGUAAAAUAUGAGUGAUGUCGUGGUUGAAUAGAAAUGAAGUCUUGUGAGCGAGUGUCUUGCACGGCACCUAACUUUCGUUCUGA